This is a messenger RNA of Cannabis sativa, 3118 nucleotides long. RefSeq names its product protein FAR1-RELATED SEQUENCE 11. Gene Ontology annotation, biological process: regulation of DNA-templated transcription. The coding region runs from base 532 to 2799 and encodes 755 amino acids. Gene Ontology annotation, molecular function: zinc ion binding. NCBI's taxonomy places the organism in Eukaryota, Viridiplantae, Streptophyta, Magnoliopsida, Rosales, Cannabaceae. The transcript is spliced from 5 exons. The record is from RefSeq and is a predicted model, not a curated record.
CUGCUCUGCCCUUAACGUGUCACGACCUCCAUUUCUUCCACAUCCUCUUUCACCAACGAUAAGGGGCGACCGACGCGUCUUCCACCGCCGCCGCCUCCUCCGCCUCUACUGUCGCAAUCGACGCUGCGACCAACUCCUUCACCACCUACCUCAAUCCAACACCUUUAUUAACCCUACAGAAUCAGAAUCAGAAUCAAAAUCGGUAUGUUAAAUUUCUAUCAUUUGCCUUUAAAUCUGCCCUCUGUUCUCUCUAGCUAACUUUUCCUCAUUUUGAAAGCCCUAAUCGCCAUGGCAGAUUCUAUGGCUCCUCGUCGCUUUUCCGUUCUCUCGGCGUUGAUUGGAGUAAAUGACGUAUGGACAUUUUUCUUUUUGUAGUUCUUUUGCCACGGAAGUAUUAGAUUAACAUAAGUGGGACUUGAAUCAGACUAAUUACCUCCAAUGAUCGUAUAUAUUCUUCAACUAUCGAGUCUGAGCACUUUUGCAGUGAGACAGUGUCUAUGGGGACAAUUUUGUUAGGAGUUUAAAGGAAGUAUGUCUGAGGGAACCAGUCUUGUAAUUGAAUCUUCUGAGAACUGUACAGAUUUAUCCCAAGAUGAUGUAAGCACGACUGGAGAAACAUCUGAUGACACAAUUUUGUCUCGGCAGACUUCUGUAAACCUUGUUCCGUUUAUUGGCCAAAGAUUUGUAUCUCAAGAAGCAGCAUAUGAAUUUUAUUGCAGCUUUGGAAAGCAAUGUGGCUUUUCAAUCCGACGCCACCGUACUCGUGGCAAGGAUGGGGUUGGUCGUGGAAUUACAAGAAGGGAUUUCACUUGCCAUCGUGCUGGAUAUCCACAGAUGAAGCCAUCUGAAGAUGGAAAGUUGCAAAGAAACAGAAAGUCAUCAAGGUGUGGAUGUCAAGCUUAUAUGCGAAUUGUUAAGCGAGCAGAGUUCGAUCAUGUACCCGAAUGGCGUGUUACAGGCUUUAGCAACAACCAUAACCAUGAGCUUCUGAAAUCAAAUGAAGUUUGUGUGAUCCCGACCUACUGUAUCAUUUCUCCUGAUGACAAGAGUAGGAUUUGCUUGUUUGCAAAAGCUGGGAUGUCUGUGAGGCAAAUGUUGAGAUUGAUGGAAUUGGAGAAAGGUGUUAAACUGGGCUGCUUACCUUUUACUGAAAUAGAUGUGAGAAACUUAUUACAGUCUUUUAGAAAUGUUGAUAGAGAUAAUGAUGCUAUUGAUCUCAUUUCUAUGUGCAAAAAACUGAAAGAUGAGAAUCCCAACUUCAAAUAUGACUUUAAGAUAGAUGGCCAUAACAGGCUGGAUCACAUAGCAUGGUCGUAUGCUUCAUCUGUUCAAUCAUAUGAAGCUUUUGGAGAUGCAGUAGUUUUCGACACAACCCAUCGUUUGGAUGCCUAUGAUAUGCUGUUAGGAAUUUGGCUUGGAAUUGACAACUAUGGAACGACUUGUUUCUUUGGUUGUGUGCUUCUUCGAGAUGAGAAUAUGCAAUCUUUUUCAUGGGCACUGAAGACAUUUUUGGACUUCAUGAAAGGAAAGGCUCCACAGACACUUUUAACGGACCACAACACAUGGCUCAAAGAGUCAAUUGUUAAUGAAAUGCCUCAAACGAAACAUGCCUUUUGCAUAUGGCAUAUUAUAUCAAAAUUCUCAAAUUGGUUUUCUGUGCUUCUUGGAUCACGUUAUGAUGAGUGGAAAAUUGAAUUUCAUCAUCUUUAUAAUCUAGACGGGGCAGAUGAUUUCGAAGAAGGAUGGAGAGACAUGGUUAAUAAAUAUGGACUCCAAACAAACAGGCAUAUCAUGAGCUUAUAUGCGCUGCGUACGUUUUGGGCUUUAGCCUUCUUGAGGCACUUUUUCUUUGCAGGGAUGAUGAAUACAUCUCAGGCUGAGUCGAUAAAUGCUUUUAUUCAACGAUUCUUGAGUGCACAAUCUCAAAUGGACCGAUUUGUACAUAAUUUGGCUGAUGUCGUUGAGUUUAAAGAUCGAGCUGGAGCAAAGCAAAAAAUGCAACAGAAGAUGCAGAAAGUCUGCCUCAAAACAGGCUCACCCAUAGAAGCACAUGCUGCCUCUGUUUUAACUCCUUAUGCCUUUAAUAAGCUUCAAGAAGAACUUGUACUGGCUCCACAGUAUGCAUCUGUUCCGGUAGAUGAUGGUUGUUUCCAGGUCAGACACCAUACACAAAUGGAUGGAGGGUGCAAAGUGAUUUGGCUUCCAUGUCAAGAGCUCAUCAGCUGUAGCUGCCAUCAAUUUGAGUUUUCAGGGAUCCUUUGUAAGCAUGUUCUUCGCGUGCUUUCUACUAAUAAUUGUUUUCACAUCCCGGACGAGUAUCUGCCAACCCGUUGGCGUGAUGCCAGUUCUUCAACCACUUACACCUUUCAGAACACAAGUAUGAGAGAGCAUUCUGGAAAGGUUCAAUUGUUAGAGUCUAUGGCUUCUGCUCUUAUUGCAGAAUCAGUUGAAACAGAUGAGCGCCUUGAUAGUGCAUGCGAGCAAAUUGCAAUUGUUCUUUCACGAAUCAAAGACCUUCCUCGGCCAAUGCACGACACUAAUGAUGAUUAUACUUGCCCUUCCGAUGCAUUGAUUCUACAGGAAGUAGAAGAUGCAGAUGGAAUUGUUCGUUUCACGGUUGGAAACCCUCACGAAUCCAUUUCCACGGGAAAGCUUAAAGAAAGAAGGCCAAGAGAUGGAGUGGAUAUUGGUAGAAAGAGAAGGUCAGGGUCUUGUUGUGGACAGUUUGGACACGAUGCGUCGGAGUGCCAACUAAUGGGAGGUGAUCAUCUGAAUGGAGAUGCACUGGGAUACUUGUAGUAGGAUACAACACCCAAGAUGGUAGUAUAGAAUGUACAAAUUAAUAGCAGCAGGAGUUCUAGUCUCAGCCUAAUGUGGUUCAAGUUUUUUCUACUCCAAAAUCUAUAUUGCUUUCAUUUUUUGUGUCACUCCCCCCAGGAGUGAAGAUCUGAACUAGAAUUCUACUCAGAUCUAGGGCUUAAUUUAAUUUGAAGAAAUAUAGUGAUAUUCUUUUCUUUUCUUUUUGUUAUUUCAAAGAAGCCACACCAAGUGUAAAAUUGGAAUUCGAAUUUGGAAGUGAAUUCUUUUAAUUACAAACUAACUUUUAUUUACUUCUAAA